Molecule: messenger RNA, 2240 nt
Organism: Lineus longissimus
Lineage: Eukaryota; Metazoa; Nemertea; Pilidiophora; Heteronemertea; Lineidae
Product: ATP-dependent RNA helicase DHX33-like
Exons: 19
Coding region: 85-2085 (666 amino acids)
Biological process (GO): positive regulation of transcription by RNA polymerase I
Cellular component (GO): intracellular anatomical structure; nucleolus
Molecular function (GO): helicase activity; double-stranded RNA binding; ATP binding
Source: RefSeq, a predicted model, not a curated record
AAUCCAAUAUGUCAGCGCCCAUGUUUCACGUUUUAUGACUCAACCUGAGGAUUUUUCAAACUGAAUGAGUUGUGCGUUAGAAGAAUGUCUGAAGACCAGAGGAGGUACAGUCAGGUAUCGCCUGCGAAUAAGAAGAGGAAAAUUGAGCAGGUAUCUGAUUAUGAGGGCCUGAAAGCCCAACGCAGGCAGUUGCCAAUCUAUCCUGCAAGAAGUCGCCUCAUCCAUGAAGUACAGAAACACAGUAGUGUGAUAGUCAUUGGAGAGACGGGUAGUGGUAAGACAACACAAAUACCGCAGUAUUUAUUAGAAGCCAAUGUUCAUCGAAAUAAAAUUAUAGCAUGCACCCAGCCAAGGCGAGUUGCUGCUAUAACUGUGGCCCAACGUGUUGCAGAAGAGAGAGGCUCAGAGUUAGGAAAACAAGUUGGCUACACUGUCAGAUUCGAUGACAUGUCAACUCACGAGACAAGAAUCCGCUACAUGACUGAUGGUAUGCUGCUAAGAGAAGCCAUAUUGGAUCCACUCUUGAAGCGGUAUUCAGUCGUGAUCUUAGAUGAAGCUCAUGAGCGCACGAUUCACACUGAUGUCCUGUUUGGUGUGAUAAAGGCAGCGCAGAAGCACAGGAAGACAAACGGCAUGCUGCCAUUGAAGAUUGUGGUGAUGUCUGCCACGAUGGACGUAGAUCAUUUCUCACACUAUUUCAACAGUGCUCCAGUUCUCUACAUUGAGGGAAGACAGUUUCCAGUUGAGGUGAUGUAUUCCAAGGAGCAUCAAAGUGAUUACCUAUUCUCAGCAUUAGUCACGGUGUUCCAGAUUCACAAGGAGGCUCCUGCAGGACAUGAUAUCCUUGUGUUCCUCACUGGCCAAGAAGAGAUCGAGUCUAUGGUGCGGUGUGUGCAUGAUGUGGCGAAGGAUCUCAACUCUGAUGCUGCCCAUAUCAUGGCGUGUCCACUGUACGCUGCUCUACCGGCACAGCAGCAACUGAGAGUCUUCCAGGAGACACCACCGGGAACCAGAAAAGUGAUUAUAUCAACUAAUAUAGCAGAAACGUCCAUUACGAUCCAUGGAAUCAAGUUUGUGGUUGAUGCUGGGAUGGUCAAGGCAAAGUCAUAUAACCCUAGUACUGGCCUUGAUCUUCUCAAGGUACAACACGUAUCUAAAGCUCAGGCGUGGCAGAGGACUGGUAGAGCUGGUCGGGAAUCGGCUGGUGCUUGCUACAGACUUUAUACUGAACCAGAAUAUGAGGCUUUCAGGACCAAUACUAUACCAGAAAUACAGAGGUGUAACCUAGCCAGUGUGUUACUCCAAUUGUUGGCCAUGGGUAUUCACGAUUUGGUGAACUUUGAUUUCAUGGACCGGCCAUCAACAGAGGCUAUCAACAAUGCCAUAGAGCAGUUAGUGCUACUGGAGGCCGUCGAGAAAGAAGAUAUCCUCAAACUCACAGAUCUUGGGAAGAAGAUGUCUGCGUUCCCACUUGAUCCACGGUAUUCAAAAGUCAUCUUAAAGUCAAAGGAUUUCAAUUGCUUAGAAGAGAUCUUGACCAUUGUGUCCCUGCUGUCUGUGGAAUCUGUCAUGCUUACCCCUCAAAAUAAACGGGAUGAAGCUUUAGCUGCGCGACGGAAGUUUGUAUCAAACGAAGGUGACCAUGUGACUUUAUUAAAUAUUUAUAAAGCUUACAAGGGAGUAAAGGGCAAUAAGCAAUGGUGUCAAGAAAACUAUGUGAACGUCAGAAAUCUGAAGAUGGGUGGCGAGGUGCGAAAACAGCUACGUGAUAUCUGCCAGAAUCUACAGCUGCCAUUCCAGUCAUGUGGUAGGGAUACCACGAAUAUCAGGAAAUGUAUGGCCUAUGGUUUCUUCAUGAAUUCGGCUGAACUUCUCAAAGAUGGAGUGUAUAAAACACUUGGCAGCAAGAAAACUGUGGCUAUCCAUCCGUCGUCUGCACUCUUCAUGUCCAAGCCUGCGUGUGUCGUCUAUAAUGAGCUAGUCAAGACGACCAAGUCUUACAUGAGGGAUCUGUGUCUUGUUGAUCCUGACUGGUUGAAUGAAGCGGCUCCAAACUUCUUCAAGAGGAAAGUCACACUGCAUUGACCCUUCUGGGGAAAUCAGUUGAGACAUUUGCACUGCAUAUCAUAUACGGAAGAGGGGAACUUCCUCUUCCUACCAGUGAUGUUUAAACUUGGUUUGUUAGACUCUCUGUACAUGAUUGUAAAUUUGACUGUAAUAAAUAUUUAAUAAGAAAACGA